Molecule: messenger RNA, 945 nt
Organism: Teleopsis dalmanni
Lineage: Eukaryota; Metazoa; Arthropoda; Insecta; Diptera; Diopsidae
Gene: Mthfs
Product: 5-formyltetrahydrofolate cyclo-ligase
Exons: 3
Coding region: 271-876 (201 amino acids)
Biological process (GO): tetrahydrofolate interconversion; folic acid-containing compound biosynthetic process
Cellular component (GO): mitochondrion
Molecular function (GO): 5-formyltetrahydrofolate cyclo-ligase activity
Source: RefSeq, a predicted model, not a curated record
UUUUUCGUCCGACACACUUCAUUCACAGCACUAUCAGCUAGAAUAAAUAUGAAAAUAAACAAAAUAAUCAAAGCAAACUAAUACAAAGUGUUUACAUAUUUUAACAAAGUUUGUUAUCAAAGCGUCAAUUGGUAAUGAUAACAGAAGCUAUUGAUUAGCAGCAUCAUUUUAAAUGUUAUUGAUUCACCUCUUCGCAGUCAGUGUGAAACGCUCGCUGUGUCUUAGUAGAACGUAUAGUCGCUGAUAACAGCUGAAAAAUAAAUCCAGAAAAUGACAGCGAACAUAGGAAACUCGUUGAAGAUCGCUUUAAGAAAUCGCAUGAAAAAUGAGGUUUUAAAAUCAAUGACAGUAGAAUCUAGAGCACAACAGUCUGAAGCUAUUAAAGAAAAGGUGUUACAAUCUACAGAUUUUCGACAUGCCCAACGUAUCAGCGUUUAUCUCAGUACAAGUACAGAAGUUGAUACCUUGGAGUUGUUGAAGGAAAUGUUUCGCCUUGACAAACACGUUUAUGUGCCUACGUAUAGUGGUAAUAAUAUGGAAAUGGUGCGUAUCAAAAAUAUGGACGAUUAUGAUAAUUUACCAUUAACUAAAUGGAAUAUAAAGCAACCAGAUUUUAAAGAACCACGUGAAAACGCACUAACCAAUGGUCACGGGAUCGAUUUGUUUCUCAUGCCCGGAGUAGCAUUUUCCUUAGCUGGAGGACGACUGGGUCACGGCAUGGGUUAUUAUGAUAAGUACCUAAAACGUCAUUUCAAUACUUAUCCGCAAAAGAAAGUCACUUUAAUAGCACUCGCUUUUCGAGAGCAAAUUGUGGCUGAAGAUGAGCUGCCACUCGAUGCCCACGAUGUAAAAAUACACAGAAUAAUAACAGCUUAACACAGAUAUAAUUUAUAAACUUAUGAAAUAAAUUUUAUUUGCAAUUAAAACUACAAUAAAAUUGAAAAU